Messenger RNA from Vanrija pseudolonga, 792 nucleotides. RefSeq lists its product as uncharacterized. The transcript is spliced from 2 exons. NCBI's taxonomy places the organism in Eukaryota, Fungi, Basidiomycota, Tremellomycetes, Trichosporonales, Trichosporonaceae. The record is from RefSeq and is a predicted model, not a curated record. Bases 1 to 792 code for a protein of 263 amino acids.
AUGCGCAUCAUCCACCCCGCGUCUGCCUUCGUCGCACUCGCCGCGCUCGCCGUGGCACGCGCCGAGCCCCAGCUCGCAACCACCACCCCCACGCGCAACGUCACCUUCCCCACAGCGCGCACGUCCACCUUCAGGUCGACCGACACGGUGCUGCCGACGACCACGCGCACGCUGAUCGAGACGCGCUUCGCAGAGGGCACGCGGGCGGCGGACAUCUCGUACGCGGCCGAGAGGCGCACGAACGCCGCCGAAGCGCGCGCGCAGGGCCUGCUGGCCGCGGCGAUCGCGCCGAUCGUCGUGCUGUCUAUCGUGUUCGGGCCGUGCGUGUAUAUCGCGCUGCUGCAGUACGAGCGGCACACGCGCAAGAUCAUCGCCGACGCGCGCGCGGCGGACGUUAACCGCCCGUGGGGGGACGACGUCGAGCUCGCGCCCAAGGAACCUGAGCAGCCAGAGCCCUACGUCACCCCGUACGCGUCCCCCGCACCCGUGCCGCGCGGCGCGCUCGUCGCCGUCUCCGUCCCGCUGCUGGCCACGCCCGCCGCUGCGGCGCCUGCAGCCGUGAGCACGACCGUCACGACGGCGUUCCGCAGCGCCGAGUCGUUCUUCGCGGACAAGUACGCGCCCCAGCGUGAGGCAGCCGAGCGGACCAUACGGAACUGUACCAUCGCCGCGCCGAUCCUGGCCGUCGCGCCGUUCCUCAUCAGCGCGGUCGCGUUUGGCAUCCUGUACGUCCGAAGAAGACGCGCGCUCGCCUUCGCCAAGCCAAAGGUCGAGUACUGGGGUAUCAACUAG